This is a messenger RNA of Micromonas pusilla CCMP1545, 1242 nucleotides long. RefSeq lists its product as uncharacterized. Bases 1 to 1242 code for a protein of 413 amino acids. NCBI's taxonomy places the organism in Eukaryota, Viridiplantae, Chlorophyta, Mamiellophyceae, Mamiellales, Mamiellaceae. The record is from RefSeq and is a predicted model, not a curated record. The transcript is spliced from 3 exons.
AUGGCGACGACCGCGCUCCUCGCCCCGACGCGCCUCGCGUCUCCCGCGGGAGACGCGACGACGCGCGUCCGCCGCGCGCGGACCGCGACGAUCGCUCGCGCUCGUCGUGAUAAUCUCCGAAAGGCACCGAUCGCGGCCGCGGCGGCGUCGUCGACGACGACGACGGAGCUUCCCCCUCCCGCGCUCGCGAACCCGGACGCGUGCUCGCGCGCGAGCGACUACACCUCGCGCCGAGGCGCGGUGCCGUACAAGGACGCGGCGGUCGACGUGGACAUCAUGGUGAACGACGGCGCGAGAGCCGCCAUCGCGGCCGCGGGCGCGGAGCGAUUCGUGUCUCUCAUCGAUCCGUCCAACCCGAAGCUCCUGAGGUUGCUGCGCGUCAUGGAGGACGGCUGGGACGCGAUCGGCGUGCGGAACAAGAACGCGGGGCACCAUUCGCUGUGGCCGGAGGCGUUCGAGGCUGGGCGGUCGCUCCUCGAGGAGGCGUUCCCGGAGGAGUGCGACCCGAAGUUCGGCGGGGAGGUUCUCUCCGGCGUCGCGUUCGUCGGCGACGACAUGAAGGACCGCGCCAUCGAUUUCAUGCAACGCCGGCCGAAGACGGACUUCACGAUGUCCAAGUACAACCCUCUGGGCCGCCUGCACCGAGACCCGGACGCGAUCGACUACAAGCAGCCCGGGUGGAUGGAGACCGCGAUGCCGGGAAGUGCGCCGUUUGGCGCGGAGGAGGAGGAGGACGGCGCGUACUCGUACAGGUACUACAACGUCUGGCUCGCGAGGACGCCGCUCGACGCGUCGGGGCAGGUGUACGAAAACCCGCUGUGUCUACUCCUCCCCAGAGACGAGGGCGCGAAGGAGUGGGACUACGAGAUACGCAAACCGGAGGACAACGUGGGCGCGAAGGAGGAGACGAUCGGGGAGAUGAUGGGCCGCGCGGCGAAGAACCCGCUCUCCGCCGCGCCGAUCGUGAUGUCGAUGUUUUCGACGAGACGGGGACAGAAGAAGGAGGACCAGUUCGAGAAGGCGGUGAUCGAUUCGGCGGCGGACUUGAUGCGCGCGAGGCAAGACGCGAGCAAAGGCCGCGUGAGCAUGGAGCUUCGAUUCCGCGCGCGGUGUAAGCCCGGCGGGCGCGAGGGCGUGCCGUUUUCGCCGCUGUCGAGCGCGUACCGGGGGGGCGUGUUCACCCCGGACACGGUGCGACCGAGCGGGGGGGAGUACGACCUGGAGAAGGGCACGACGCGAUAG